AUGGAUCAGGUCCUAUCCAACCUGGUGAGAAUCUUAUUUGGAAGGAAAAAGAAAGCACUGAAAAAUGAUGAAGAGAGGAAGCCAAUUCAUCCUAACUCUGGUUAUGGAAAGACCAGAGUUUCAAAAGAAGAUGAAGGAUCAGUAGUUAUGGUUAUAACUGAUACUGAUCAGGUCAGAGAAGAUGUUGCAGAGCCAUUUCCUCUUAUCUCUGGUGACCCAAAUACCAGGGUAUCAGAAGAUGAAAGGGUAAUAACAAUCACUGUUGACAGUGGUGUUGAGGCUGUAGAAAAUAUUAAACCUAUAACUGAUGUUGAGGUCAGAGAAGAUGUAGAACCUUUUCCUCUUGUCUCGGUUGACUCAAAGACUAGGAAUUCAGAAGUCGAAAGGGUCAGAGAAGAUGUAGAGCCAUUUCUUGUUGUCUCUGUUGACCCAAAGCCCAGGGUUUCAGAAGAUGAAAGGGUAGCUAUCAUUGUUGACAGUGGUAUUGAGGGUGUGGAAAAGAUUAAACCUAUCCUUAAUGUCUCUACUGUUGAUAAGAUGACAGUUCCAAAAGAUGGCUCACGAGCAAAGGGAAGGAAAGGAAGAGCCAAGCAAAAAGAAAGAAGAAUUAAGCACUACUUCAGUUCUCACAAGAUACUGCUGGUUGGGGAGGGAGAUUUCUCUUUCUCUGCUUGUUUGGCCAAUGUUUUUGGUUCUGCUAAUAAUAUGGUUGCUACUUCUCUCAAUUCAAAAGGUUUCUUAGAGGAGAAUUACAGCAAUGCCAUAUCUAACAUCAAUGGUUUGAAUAGUAGAGGAUGUAUGGUUCUUCAUGGAGUGGAUGCAACAAAUAUGUCAGGCCAUCAGUUUCUCAGGGGCAUGAAAUUUGAUCGGAUUGUCUUUAACUUUCCUUAUGCUGGUUUUUUUAAAAGCGAGUCACGGGAGUCUCAGAAGAGGCGACACCAAAAGCUGGUCACCUUGUUCUUCAAGAAUGCCAAGAAGAUGCUUUCGGAAGAGGGAGAAAUCCACAUCUCUCACAAAUCAAAUGGGUUUCAUUGUGAAUGGAAUAUAGUGUCUCUGGCCUCACUUAGUGGCCUCAAUUUUAUAAAAGAAGUGAAAUUUAAUUUGAAUGAUUAUCCAGGUUACAAUACUAAAUUUGGAUUUGGAGGAGAUGAGAACUUUGAUUGCAACCCCAGUGAGACUUACAUGUUUGGAUUGUGUCAUGGGCAUAUAUGGGAUUUUCAAGGAAGAGAAACAUGGGGGUUUUAGAAAUUUACGAGUGGAAGGCUGCAUAAGUGUUAUUGAGAAUAAGUGCCUCAUGCACUUGGUAAAGUGUGGAGUGCUCAAGUCUCUUGGUUCUCACCUUUCUCCCCCUACCCCCAUAAAAUAGGAUAGAGUACAAGUCAUUGAAAAAAAAAAAUGUGUUAUUGAGCAUGAUACGUGUUUCGUGAUGUUAAUGAAUACCAAAUCUUAUAGGCCCUCUAUAAAUUUUCCAUUAGUUUGCUCAGAUCUUAUUAUCCUUAGUAAGGCCAAAAAAUUUUCCUUAACGUAUACACUUCCGCAAUAAAUGUAGAGGGAA
Molecule: messenger RNA, 1555 nt
Organism: Macadamia integrifolia
Lineage: Eukaryota; Viridiplantae; Streptophyta; Magnoliopsida; Proteales; Proteaceae
Exons: 3
Coding region: 1-1245 (414 amino acids)
Biological process (GO): rRNA base methylation
Cellular component (GO): cytoplasm
Molecular function (GO): rRNA (uridine-N3-)-methyltransferase activity
Source: RefSeq, a predicted model, not a curated record